CAACAGUAGUAGAGCACAAAGCUCUGAACCAUCUUCCCUUCUCCCUCCAUAUAUGUGCUGCUCUUGAACAACAAAUCCAUGCCAAACUCCAGUCGAAGUAGCACUAGGCUCUGCACAAGCCAAACUCCUGUCCGGCCGCGAAGUGAGUGAGAUGGCUCGGCGCCACGGCGGCCGCCGCCCAUCUCUCGUCCGCAUCGCCCUCCUGCUCCUCGCCGGUCUCGCCGCCGCCGUGGUAGUGUCCACCUUGCAUUCAGCGGCGGCUCCAGAGGACGCGGAGAUCCGGAUCAGCGUGCACUACCCCACCGAGGAGGAGUCUCGGUGGCUGCACCGCUGGGCGGAGAAGUACCGCGCCAAAGAUGCCGGCUCCGGCUUCUCUGUCGAGCCGGCCACCGACGAGGAGUCGGCGUACCUGAACCGCAUCUUCUCCAAGGGCAAGAAUGGCUUCGACGGCCGCAUCGAGUUCGACGACAACGAUCGUCCUAGAAUUGUGGUUGACAACAACUACUCUGACUCUGAGCCUCGCUCGUCUGGGCCCAAUUCGGACGAUGAUCCGGAGAACAAGAAUGACGCCAUGGAGCUCUAGGAACAUCAAAACCUAACUGUGUGAUCGACGGAAUAAUGGAGCUUGGCGGCGAGGGAGCUGAUUUCGUGUCAUGUAACCUGUGUUCUAGUAGCUUGCUGUGGAGUCCCAGCUAGUAGGGUUUGUCUUGAGACUUGGGAGAGUUUAAACAAGUGAUUGUCUCUGGUAACUUAGUGUGUGAUUCGGCGCUGCAUGGUUGUGGCGACCUUGGGACCAA
Molecule: messenger RNA, 797 nt
Organism: Panicum virgatum (switchgrass)
Lineage: Eukaryota; Viridiplantae; Streptophyta; Magnoliopsida; Poales; Poaceae
Exons: 3
Coding region: 152-583 (143 amino acids)
Source: RefSeq, a predicted model, not a curated record